AUGAAGCUCUUGUAUUCAGUUGUAGUUUUACUGUUGUUUCACAUUUCCAGUGCUCAAAACCAUGAUGAUUUUUUGCAACCUCACAAUACAGAAAGAGCCCAAGUGGGAGUGGCGCCCCUUAAAUGGAGUAAGAAACUGGAGGACUACGCAGAGAAUUAUAUCAAUACUCGCAGAGGGGAUUGUGGUCUUGUGCACUCUGGAGGGCCCUAUGGGGAAAAUCUCUUCUGGGGCUCUUCCAAUGAUUUCACUAACAAAGCUGCAGUUUCAGAAUGGAUUGAUGAGAAACGGUUUUAUAACUAUGCUACUAAUGAAUGUAAUGUGGGGCAACAAUGUGGGCAUUAUACACAAGUAGUGUGGAGAAAAUCUACUGAUGUUGGGUGUGCUCGUCUGCUUUGUGAUGGAAACCAGGGUGUUCUUAUUAUUUGCAGUUAUGAUCCUCCUGGCAACUACAUUGGCGAAAGCCCAUAUUGA
This is a messenger RNA of Cryptomeria japonica (Japanese cedar), 471 nucleotides long. Its product is annotated as pathogenesis-related protein PRB1-2-like. Gene Ontology annotation, cellular component: extracellular region. The record is from RefSeq and is a predicted model, not a curated record. The coding region runs from base 1 to 471 and encodes 156 amino acids. Lineage: Eukaryota; Viridiplantae; Streptophyta; Pinopsida; Cupressales; Cupressaceae. The transcript has a single exon.